UUUGGGGGCUUGGCCUACCCACUGUUGGUGGCCUGCAUAAAACCCCCUCCUGGUCCUUGAAGAGGCUUCACAGCUUUGCAGCCUGAGGUCUGCUUUUGGAACACAGAGAGAGCGCCUGGAUUACAGUUUAACAUGUUGCUCGCUGUGGCGGUUCUGUGCAGCGUAGUGCUAUGGACGCACUCAUUGAACUCCACUGAAAUUCAGCCCCAGCAGGAUUUUGAUCUGGAACAGUUUGCAGGUGACUGGUUUCGUGUUGCCUUGGCUUAUGACCACCCAUUAAUUAUUAAAUACAAAAGCAAAUUUCUAAUCUCAAGAGGCCAUCUGAUUGCUAAUGAAUAUGGAGGAGCCAAUCUUACCAUGUGGACAAUGAAUAGCCAGAAGACUUGUGAUGUAAGUUCUUAUAUGUAUAAGAAGACUGAGCUUCCUGGAGCUUUUAACUAUUUCAGUGAAAGGCACAUGAUUGAAAAGGAUAUUACUGUGGUGGAGACUAACUACACUGACUAUGGGAUUGUCCUGAAAUACAAGAAUAUGAACAAAGAAUACACUCAGGUGGCUCUCUACGGGCGAAAAUCCGAACUCGCGCCGGAGAUCAUGGAAAAAUUUAAAUCGUUUGCUUUGUCUAUUGGGUUUCCUGAGGAGGCCAUCGUUACACCAGUUAUUGUGGACCCAUGUCCUCUUCCAGAGUCAAGUAAUGUGACACAGCUGGUGGACUAGAAGACUCACUGUUCAUCCAUCGUUUGAUCACCGGUCCAGCUGAUCUUGUAGUAAUGAAUUAGCUGAAAUAGGGAAAAAAAAAAUCUUUGCAGCUUUGUUGGUGCUUGCUAUUAUUUUUUUAGAAUCAUGUUUAUUCCUUUUAUGUACAGUACAUACUAAGUAAUAACAGACUAAAGCCGUACUGUUAAUUUUGUAAAGGCAUACUUGCAAAAUUCUUAUUUGGUAUAAUCAUGUACAAAUAAUAAA
Molecule: messenger RNA, 960 nt
Organism: Clarias gariepinus (North African catfish)
Lineage: Eukaryota; Metazoa; Chordata; Actinopteri; Siluriformes; Clariidae
Gene: lcn15
Product: lipocalin 15
Exons: 7
Coding region: 133-714 (193 amino acids)
Molecular function (GO): small molecule binding
Source: RefSeq, a predicted model, not a curated record